Molecule: messenger RNA, 2029 nt
Organism: Symbiodinium pilosum
Lineage: Eukaryota; Dinophyceae; Suessiales; Symbiodiniaceae
Source: the annotation of a GenBank genome assembly
GUUUGGUGGCCGCGAGACUGACACCAGCUCCUGCCUGGCCUUUGCCCCGCAAUCGAGGCGCUCCCGCAAGACGCGGAGCGACUGGCAGGUCCGGAACAAGGACGAUUUCAUCAAACUGGAGCCGUAUGCAGUACCCUGCGGUGUCAGCUGGAUGAAGUCGAACCCCACGAGGUGGGAAGGCUACGCGUUUUACACCUCCGAGCUGGCCAUCGAGAAGUGCCUCACGGUGACCUAUAAGAUGAACGCACAGCCCGUCCUGGCUUUUGUGGGCGGACUGCAGUUUGACGUGAUGCCGGGACCACUGGCCUCGGUGGACGCCCAAGUCUGCUGGCCCAUCGGGAACCCGGAUGGCAUGGAUCUGACGCAGUUGAAGACGGUGAUCCGCUCAUGUGGAGUCACGCUCUUCAGUCGCACGCUGCGCCUGAGUAAGCGCUUCGGGAGCAGCACGGACUUCGACGGUAAGAAUACCUACGGCAGCACGGCCACCUGGAUUCGCACUGCCAACCCUCGAGAGUCCAUGAGCCGGACCAAACUCCUGGAGACCAACAGCAGUGUCCACCCGGAAGACUUGGCAUCCGUGAACGCAAGCAAGGUGCAGCUUGAGUGGGAGGCUCCGGUGGAGGACCUCUACUUGGCGUCCUUAGAUCUGGGUCCAGAUCUGGGUCUGAAGACCCGCUUCGAGCUGCGAAGCGAAGCCGCAGCCCGGCGGUUGAAGGGCGAACGCGUCAAAGGGGAGGCUGGGGAUGCCGAGGAGGAGGAGGGGCUUUUGGGCCUGAGCUCUUCGGGCAGCUCCUCUCUUUUCCAGCUCUUCAGCUUCAAGCACCCGGGCAACAUCAACUUCGAGCUCAAGGGCCUGCUGGAGGGCAACAGCCUCGAGCUCGGCAUGCGCAUGGGCUUCGGGCCUUUCAAGUCCGAGGAGAAGAGGCUCAAGCUAGUGGAUAUCGUGGACCAGUUCGCCGUGACCCUGAACGCUCUGCCCUUUGUGUCCUCAAAGAGCAAGGAGAAGGCGCUGGAUGCUCUCCGCUCCUUUUCCACGAACUACGUGCCACCUACGGUCCUUGAGCCGGGCACCAUGGUGGCCCUUUACAACAAGCAGCACGAGCGGUACAUAAGGGCCUCAGACAGGCGCCGGGGCCGGGAUCUUGGGUCGACCAGCCGCAUGAAGGCCCGUGACCUGCGGACAACGUGGGACCGAGAGUAUUUCACAGUGGUGGACGCAGGCAACGGGGAGGUCGCAUUUCACAACCCGAGGUUCAACCGUUUCAUCAGGAUGCAGAGUAAGACGAAUAUGGACAUGAGCGGGGACCGGGCCCUGCUCCCGUCCGGUUGGAGGCAUGAGCGGUUCACGCCCGUGAAUGCCGGCAACGGCGAAAUUGCUCUUUAUUGCCGAGCACAUCGCCGCUUUGUGCAAAUGCGGUGGCAUGGCGUCAUGACGACGAAAAACCAAGACUUGGAUGCUGACGACCUGUCGCCCUCAUGGAAGUUCGAGCGCUUUACCGUGGUCCAAGGCCAUCCUUAUUUCUACCUGGAGCCAGGAUCUGUGGUGGCUUUCCGCUGCCACAAGUUCCACCGCUUCAUGCGCAUGAAUGAGCAUGCCGACAUGUCUCGCAGCAACAUCCAUGGGGCCUACAAACCCAGCUCCCGUCGCUCGUACACGUAUUUCACAGUGGUAGACGCAGGGGGCGGGCUCAUUGCUCUCCACAGUGCCAAGUACAAUCGCUUCGUGUCAAUGAGAAGCGAUGGCAAGAUGAGGGCAAGCAGCACAAAGUCUGCGCACGAGCUGCCGGACAGCUGGGCCAGCGAAAGGUUCGCGGUGGUGCCGGGCGGGAACGACCAGAUUGCCUUGCACAACCCUUGGAGGAACCGCUUCAUCUCCAUGACGCCCAGCGACAUUGUGGUUAGCGGCACCAAGAAAGCACAGGACUUGCCCGGGGGUUGGUCUUGGCAGCGAUUCAAGGUUUACCUGGUAUCCAGCCCAUCGAGCGCGUCCAGUUACACAGGGGCCUUCCAGGGUGCAGGUUCCAAUUGA